This is a messenger RNA of Schistocerca piceifrons (Central American locust), 884 nucleotides long. RefSeq names its product ribosomal RNA small subunit methyltransferase NEP1. Gene Ontology annotation, molecular function: rRNA (pseudouridine) methyltransferase activity; rRNA binding. The record is from RefSeq and is a predicted model, not a curated record. Bases 74 to 784 code for a protein of 236 amino acids. The transcript is spliced from 5 exons. Gene Ontology annotation, cellular component: small-subunit processome; nucleolus. Gene Ontology annotation, biological process: rRNA base methylation. NCBI's taxonomy places the organism in Eukaryota, Metazoa, Arthropoda, Insecta, Orthoptera, Acrididae.
AGUAUACUUUGAUCGGAGCGAAUGCAAUGUUAUAUAUAUACACAUUUCAACACGUGUUUGUGUACAUAGCACGAUGGGUAAGAAGAGGAAAUUUGAAAACAAGGAAGACGAACACGAAUUUGAUCCAGUGCCCAAGCAUCUUGAGGUGGCUCACGUUAAAAACCAAGAGAAGAGGUUGAUUGUAAUUUUAGAAGGAGCGCAACUGGAGUCUGUGAAGGCAGGAAAUACAUUUGAACUUCUAAAUUGUGAUGAUCAUGCGCAUAUACUCAGAAAGCACAACAGAGAACCUGGAACUUGUAGGCCAGACAUCACACAUCAGUGUUUACUCAUGUUGCUGGAUAGCCCACUCAACAGGGCUGCACUCCUUCAGGUGUACGUGCAUACAGAGAAGAAUGUUCUGAUAGAAGUUAAUCCACAGACGAGAAUACCCAGGACAUUCAAGAGAUUUGCUGGUUUGAUGGUGCAGCUGCUACAUAGAUUUAGUGUGCGAGCAUCAGACAGCCCCAUGAAGCUGUUGAAAGUCAUACGCAACCCUGUGACAGAUCACCUCCCUGUCGGCUGUCGUAAGGUGGGGACUUCAUUUUCAGCUGACAGAAUAGUACAUCCCCGUGAGCUUGUGCCAGAUAAUGAACCGAUAGUGGUGGUUGUUGGUGCUAUGGCCCAUGGAAAGGUGAAUGUGGACUACACUGAGGAUACAGUAUCAUUUAGUAACUAUCCGUUAUCUGCAGCUCUUACUUGCACAAAGUUAUGCUCAGCAUUUGAAGAAGUCUGGGGUGUUACUUAAUAUUGUCUGGGCAUGUGCUGUGAGAAACUGUAUCUGUGCAGUGCGUGUAAUGUGCACUUUAUUUAAUUGCCUUAGUGUAAAUAAAAGUAUUUGAAAUGUU